UCUACCUUCAUUGGACUUUUCUUAUUCAAUUCUGAGGAUUCAGGAUGGGCUUCACAGCUAUGGCUCGAUGGGGGAAUGCUGAUGCAGAAGCUAUCAGCAAAGUGGAAUACAGUAUUCGAGUGAACCACAAUGGGUAUCAAGUAGGCCGGUGGGCAAUGUCUAUCAAAUCCUACCGAUCCACGUUUGGAAUGAACCCCAACAACCCUGAUUCUGCACCGAGUGGUCCACCCAUGAUGGAACGAACCAUGCUCACAGUGACGAUGGGCGAAAACGUAUUUGUCCUCCUCGAAGAUCCGGGUGCACCAACACGGAGUGAAGCUGUUGAGCGAGGUCUUACGGAACCGAUGACCCAUUACCGGUCUACAUUCCUCACUGUUCGACCACCAGGUGCCCUAGAGCAGCUUUUGGUUCAGCUCAAGGCAAGGUGGAUGCCCGUGCGGCAGGCUGCGACUACAAGGAAUACAUCGGCAUCGGCUACGAAUGCGCUGUAUACUGCGUCGGAGCUGAAUAUUGAAGGAAAGGUGUUCCAAGUUGGAUCGGAUUGGUUGGUUCGUGUUGGGAUGGUGAAGAAUAAGGAGACAAUGCGAGGGAUGUUGUUGGAGGUCGAAUACCUCCCAAUGCCAUACAUGGACCCAGACGCACAAGCGGAGCUCCAUUCCAACUUCCUCACAUCCCUUCUCCCAAUCGGCCGGCCAGGCGCCAACAUCUUCGCUCUAACCGCCAACAGUGCCAACUGGCAAGAUGUACUAUGGUCCAGGGAAGAUGACGAAAGGAAGCAAGAGGAAGCUGAAGCCAAAGCUAAAAAGACAGAAUCUCAGAUGGAUGUGGUCGAUGACGACGAUGAUGUGUAUGUGUAUGGAGUGGAGGUUCCCGAUCCUAUCCCCAAUCGAGAUUGGAUUGGAAUGGAGAGGGAUAAGAGGUCUGCUUAUCUUGCUUUAGGUGGCUUGAAGUCCGAAGGUAUUGUGUAG
Coprinopsis cinerea okayama7#130 is the source of this 968-nucleotide messenger RNA. RefSeq lists its product as hypothetical. Bases 60 to 968 code for a protein of 302 amino acids. The transcript has 4 exons. The record is from RefSeq and is a predicted model, not a curated record. Gene Ontology annotation, cellular component: mediator complex. NCBI's taxonomy places the organism in Eukaryota, Fungi, Basidiomycota, Agaricomycetes, Agaricales, Psathyrellaceae. Gene Ontology annotation, molecular function: transcription coregulator activity. Gene Ontology annotation, biological process: regulation of transcription by RNA polymerase II.